GCCUCCCGCAAGAUGGCGGAAGGUGCCGCACGGGAAGGCGGUGGUCGGCGCGCGCCCCGGUGGGCUUGAGAGAGGCCGGCGCGCGGGCGGCCCUCGAGGCAGGUAGCGGCGGCACCAGCGGCACCGGCACCGGUACCGGCACCGGCACAGAGCCCGCAGCAGAACGUCUCUCUGCCCUCCACCCCCACGGGGAGCCGCGCUCGGCCCGCUCCUGAGCUAUUAGGUUUUUGGAGAUUAACUCCUGGAGAGGAAGAUGACAUCGAUUAUCAAGUUGACUACACUUUCAGGGGUGCAGGAGGAAUCUGCCCUUUGCUACCUGUUGCAAGUAGAUGAAUUUCGUUUUCUUUUGGACUGUGGCUGGGAUGAGAACUUUUCUAUGGAUAUUAUUGAUUCUCUAAGGAAACAUGUACACCAGGUUGAUGCUGUUCUUCUUUCUCAUCCUGACCCUCUACAUCUUGGUGCACUUCCAUAUGCAGUUGGAAAAAUGGGGUUGAACUGUGCCAUUUAUGCAACUAUUCCUGUAUAUAAAAUGGGACAGAUGUUUAUGUAUGAUCUCUACCAGUCCCGCCAUAACACUGAGGAUUUCACACUCUUUACGUUGGACGAUGUAGAUGCAGCUUUUGAUAAGAUACAGCAGCUGAAGUUUUCUCAGAUUGUGAACUUGAAAGGCAAAGGACAUGGUUUGUCAAUCACACCAUUACCAGCUGGCCACAUGAUAGGAGGCACAAUUUGGAAGAUUGUCAAGGAUGGAGAGGAAGAAAUUGUUUAUGCAGUUGAUUUCAACCACAAGAGGGAGAUCCACCUGAAUGGAUGUUCCUUGGAAAUGUUGAGCAGGCCUUCAUUGCUUAUUACAGAUUCAUUUAAUGCUACUUAUGUACAACCCAGGAGGAAGCAAAGGGAUGAACAGCUACUGACUAAUGUUUUGGAGACGUUACGAGGCGAUGGAAAUGUAUUAAUAGCCGUGGAUACAGCAGGCAGAGUUCUGGAACUUGCUCAACUUCUUGAUCAGAUCUGGAGAACAAAAGAUGCAGGAUUAGGAGUCUACUCUCUAGCACUUUUGAAUAAUGUCAGCUAUAAUGUAGUGGAGUUCUCUAAAUCACAGGUCGAAUGGAUGAGUGACAAGUUGAUGAGGUGCUUUGAAGACAAGAGAAACAAUCCUUUUCAGUUCCGACAUCUGUCCUUAUGUCAUAGUCUGUCUGAUCUGGCUCGAGUGCCUAGUCCAAAAGUUGUUCUUGCCAGUCAGCCUGAUUUAGAGUGUGGGUUUUCUCGAGAUCUUUUCAUUCAGUGGUGCCAGGAUUCCAAAAACUCUAUAAUUUUAACUUACCGCACUACACCUGGAACAUUAGCACGAUUCCUGAUUGAUAAUCCUUCAGAAAAAGUUAUAGAUGUUGAGUUGAGAAAACGUGUCAAGUUGGAAGGAAAAGAACUUGAAGAAUACCUAGAAAAGGAGAAAAUAAAGAAAGAAGCAGCUAAGAAGUUAGAACAGUCUAAAGAGGCAGAUAUUGAUUCCAGUGAUGAGAGUGAUGCUGAAGAGGAUAUUGAUCAGCCAACUGUACAUAAGACCAAACAUGAUCUGAUGAUGAAAGGUGAAGGUAGCCGUAAAGGAAGCUUCUUCAAACAGGCAAAGAAAUCUUAUCCGAUGUUUCCAGCCCCUGAAGAAAGAAUUAAGUGGGAUGAAUAUGGAGAGAUUAUCAAACCUGAGGAUUUUCUAGUUCCAGAACUGCAAGCAACAGAAGAAGAAAAAAGCAAGUUAGAAGCUGGUUUGACAAAUGGAGAAGAGCCUAUGGACCAGGAUUUAUCAGAUGUUCCUACCAAAUGUAUUUCUGCAACAGAAUCCAUGGAGAUAAAAGCCAGAGUUACAUACAUUGACUAUGAAGGACGCUCAGAUGGUGACUCAAUUAAGAAAAUAAUUAACCAAAUGAAGCCGAGACAACUGAUCAUUGUCCAUGGACCACCUGAGGCCAGUCAAGACCUUGCAGAAUGUUGCAGAGCUUUUGGUGGAAAAGAUAUUAAAGUUUACAUGCCAAAACUGCAUGAAACUGUAGAUGCAACCAGUGAAACUCACAUUUACCAGGUCAGGUUAAAAGACUCUCUUGUAAGCUCCCUUCAGUUCUGUAAAGCCAAGGAUGCUGAACUGGCUUGGAUAGAUGGUGUUCUGGACAUGCGGGUUUCCAAAGUGGAUACAGGAGUUAUUUUGGAAGAGGGAGAGCUGAGGGAAGAGGAAGAGUCAGAGAUGCAAGUGGAUGUGCCUUCUUCAGACUCUAGUGUCAUUGCACAACAAAAGGCCAUGAAAAGCCUCUUUGGUGACGAUGACAAGGAGAUGUGUGAGGAGAGUGAGAUCAUCCCGACUUUGGAACCCCUGCCACCUCAUGAGGUUCUUGGGCAUCAGUCUGUGUUCAUGAACGAGCCAAGGCUGUCAGACUUCAAACAAGUUCUCUUGCGGGAAGGCAUACAAGCUGAAUUUGUAGGAGGAGUGCUCGUGUGCAACAACCUGGUGGCUGUCCGCAGGACUGAAACGGGGCGCAUUGGAUUGGAAGGCUGUCUUUGUCAGGACUUCUAUAGGAUAAGAGACCUUCUAUACGAGCAGUACGCUAUCGUCUAAGGAAAAUGCUGCAAAGAUAUUUUUUCUUGAACUUUUACAGACAAUGGAGUUUUCUCCCUAUUUCAAUUUUUUGUAGUUUUCUAAUUUAUAUAGGGGAAACUGAAUUCAUAAAGAACAAUUAACUUCCCUCAACAUGUAAAUAAUCGCUCUUGUCUUUCUGUUGAUACAUUCCAUGUUCCUGACUUUCAAACUGUUAAAGACUUGCCCUUUCCCAUGUCACAAAAUAUAAAUGUGUUUAUGAUUAUGAACCCUUCUCAGAAAAGGUUCUGUUUGUCAAAACAUGGUUUUGUUUCGUAGAUCCCUGCCGAAGAGUACAAAAUACACAAAAGUAAUUCUUCUGUUCUAAAGUAAGAUUCGAUAAGGAACUGUGUGGGGUAUUUAGUUUUGCUUUUUUUGGGUUUUGUGUGAUCGAUUUUGUUUGGAGUUUUCCUAAAUAACGUUUGGGGGGGGGGGGUUUGUUUGUUUGUCUUUUAAUGGAGGUUAGUAACAUUUUUAAUGUAACAUUUUGAAUAGCCAACCUAGGGCUAGACUACCUAAACUUUACACCAGUGUUAGUCUGGCUGCAUCCUAGUGUUGUAUUUGUUCCACCUUACUGAUUUGUUCCAGAACAUAAUUUCAUAUUCCGUUUAAAGUAUUAAUCUGCAGGAUCAAAAAAUUACUUUGGGAAGUCACUCUAAGACUUGGUGAUAUUGUCAGGCAUUUAAAAUCCAGUAAUUGUGCAUUACAGAGUAACUUCAAUACAGACUUAUAUAAAAUCUGUAAGUGCUUGCUCUUGCAAAAUUACACUGAUUAUGAAAUAUUUUCUGAGUUCUGGUUUUCAUACUUUUAAAAUGUAAAGACUUUAUCCAUCCACUGCUCUUUGUUCAAAUUGCUAUGGGCCAACUUCAGUAAGAUCCUUUAUCUUGAGAUCUGAGUUCAUGUAAUGUAUUUAAUGCUUUUGUGCCAUGUUUCAUUCUAAUUGCAUGUUAUGUGCAAUUUGUCAUUCUGGUUUACAGUGAGACUUACUAUAGCAGCUGAUGCUAGGAACUGACCUGAGUUUUUAGGUGAAGAUGAGCACAGUUUGGGCGCCUUAAUUUCUCAGAAAAUAACUUAUGCAAACAAAUGUCCUCUUGAGACUUUAAUACUUUUUUUCCCCUGCCUGUGUGUGAACCACCAGCUUUGGCAGUGAGAAUUGCUUGCUUAUUUUGACAUACAACAAUAAUGUAGUAUGUGAUCUCUGUGUGUAUGUUUAAAUAAAACCUUUUGAAAAAGUGACAAAAAAAGCCCUGUGGGCUAUCAAUGGAAAGAUAAUCUACUUUGUGAUUCAUUCUUAACAUAGUUUUCUAUCCGAACUACAGACUAUUUAUUCUGUUUAAUGUAUUAACUUAAAACUGAAGACAGUGUUAAAAAACAAACAAAACAAACACUGGAAAAAAACCAAAACACCCAUGCUAGAAGUAUAUACUGAAAAUGUAAAAAUCUUGAAAAUUUAAUGCUGAGUGAGAACAUGUUUUGUUAUACAAAAUCUUCAUCAAGAAUGACUGAAUGGCUUAAUGCUUUUUUGUUGUUUUGUAUUUGUUGUUUUUUUUUUUUUUUUUUUAACAGUGCGGAAAAAUGUUUCUUUUCCAUUAUAUUGACAGAACUUCACAGAAAUGCUUUGGUUUUGUAGCUGUUUUGUAACAGUGCUAUGUAAAUCCAUGUAAUGCUGGGUGCUUGGUGGUGAAUACUAUUGUAUUACUAUUGCUGCUGAUACUAAUGAAUUUUCAUAAAGUGAGUUACUUUACAUAAUCAUAUUGGCCCUAGGACUUUUAACUUGAGGGCUCAGGAUGGGCUGAGGUUGUGUAUACCUACAUGGAAAUUUACAAGAAAAAAAUCUGAGGAGAUCAAACUAAAAAUAAUGCUGGUUUUGAGAAGGAGAUAAAGUGAAGAAAAUGUGAUCAUAAACCUUAUGUAAGUCUUGUUUGGUUUUGGUUUAUUUAACCCAUUUACUCAAAUUCAGCUAACCUUAACAAAAUUUAAUGUUAUCAGUCUAGUGUGUUCUGAAAGAGAAGAACAUCAAACUAGUGCCAUGACUAAGAAGAGGCUCAUGUAUGAGCAAACCAGCUAAUUCUUCCUUUUUUAGUGUCUUCAGCAUGAAUGUUGCUUGAAAUCAGGCCUAGGAAGAUGAUAUGCAAGGUGAUAGUAGUCAUCUGAGUGCUGGGAAUGGCCAAAGCUGUCUUUCUGGACGAUUCUGGUGGUGAGAGGUAUGAAGGGGAAUACAGGACAUCUGUAGUAAAGAUGCAAGAGGCUGCAGUGCUUUGAGGCAACUGUAAACCUUGGCUGUGCUUUUAUUGCUUGUAAGUGUUGGGGAACUGAUGCAAAUUCCCAUGAAUCUGCAGUCAGUUCUUUAUUGUUCUUUUCCAUUUGUUUUUUGUUUGUUUUGUUUUGUCCUUAAUUUAACUCAAUUUAACUUGUCUCAAAUUUUCAGAUUUACUGAUCUGAUCUGAAAUGAAAGACUCAUUUCCCCUUAUGUCCACAAAAUGUCAGUGCUGCCAUGGACCGUAAGCUGUAUUUUCUGAUUUCUGCAUUUUCUUCAUUAGUAGUUAAAAUUUGAGAAGGACUACCAUUUCCUACUCUUUGCUCUGUUACUUUUGUGGAUACGAGUAUUAACUUCUAGUUAAACCCAGUUUUGUUACCUCUUGACCAUUUAAAAAUAUUUCUUGCUAAGGGGUUUGGAAAAUUCCUAUUCAUCAGCUAGGAGUCAAGGGGGUGUGGAGACACAGGAGAGGCAGAAACUUGCCUUCUCCUGUCCCUGAACUCUGUAGGUUUUGUGUCCUCCUCUUCCUCUUCCAUUGUAUUAGGUUAUGAAGAUGUAUUUCAAAAAAUUAAAGGAAGGUAGAAGCAGUUAAAAAAAAUCUAGAAUUGUUAAUCUGUUCCCAUUGGCUAAACAUAGCUUUUCCCUAAAAUUAAUAACUUUAUGAGUCUCAUUUUUUAUCAUUUUUCUUUGACACCAUGUGCUGGAGUUGAGGUGAAGCUGAAGAUCAUUUCCCUGAACAUUUAGACUUAACCAGAUCCACUUCUCAUAAUAUGCUGUUAAUGGAAAAGUUAUAUACUCUGCAUUCUGUCAGAGUAGCAUUCCCAUGAGAGCACUUAGGAUCUAUUUUUUAGUUAAACUGUCUUGGAAAGAUGGGAAUUCUGUGUUUGUACCAGCAUCUAAUUGCAGCCUAACACUCUUAAUUCAAAAUGCUUUCAGUGGCAUUCAUUUUCUUCAAAGUUCGUCUUUUUUUUUUCUCUUAUGAAUCCAUGUGUAUAAGUUUUAUAAUGUGCUCAUCUCAGCUUUUACUCCAAGUAUUUCUCGGAAAUAAUUCUGAACGGAAUAGCUAAUAUGUUUUUAGCAGCAGUAACACUCAAAUUGUCUAGAAAAAUUGUACAAUAAUUGUUUGAAAGAUCCUUGAAAGAAAAAAAUGGAAUGUACAACUUAGUCAUCACUUAGUCAUCACCAAAUCUCAGUAGGACUGUCAGUUGUUUGAUUUCUGUAUCUCCUUGUGAAAGAAACAAGCUUCUAAAAAAUGCUUUCUGAUGACACUAUGCAAUGAACUAUUCAAGUAAAAAACAAGUUACCCA
Molecule: messenger RNA, 6184 nt
Organism: Calypte anna (Anna's hummingbird)
Lineage: Eukaryota; Metazoa; Chordata; Aves; Apodiformes; Trochilidae
Gene: CPSF2
Product: cleavage and polyadenylation specific factor 2
Exons: 15
Coding region: 254-2602 (782 amino acids)
Biological process (GO): mRNA 3'-end processing by stem-loop binding and cleavage
Cellular component (GO): mRNA cleavage and polyadenylation specificity factor complex
Molecular function (GO): RNA binding
Source: RefSeq, a predicted model, not a curated record